AAGCUCGAUGCCGAAGCCGAUGCACCCGCCCAGCGCCCAGUGUCACUGACAGCUCCUGCACUGCCAAGUGGCGCCACCGUCCGCGAGACUCACAUGGGGGAACUGCUGGCGCGGGGUAUCGCCACCGCCGGCGCCGGGAAGGUUACCUGUUCCCCAUGGCCGAAAGUGAGGAUGCCUCUCAAGAACAACCAUCAUCCUGCAAGGCACCUAAUACGGAAGACGACAAGAGGCCUCAGUUUGGAACAAGAUUUUUAACUGACUCUGACGAUGUUUUUAAACAUAAUGCAUGGGAUAAUGUGGAAUGGGAUGAAGAACAACAGAAGCAAGCCCAGAUGAAAGUUGCAGAAAAUUCUGAAAAGUUGGUUCCAGAAGAAAACCGUCAGAAGUUUGAAGAUGACGCCAACAAGUACUGGGAUUCAUUCUACAAUAAUCAUCAAAACAGAUUUUUUAAGGAUAGGCAUUGGCUUUUCACAGAAUUUCCAGAACUGGCACCGAAAGCCAGUACGAAAAUGCCAAUUGAUUCAGCCGAUUCAAACACUCACCGUCGAAUUCUAGAAAUAGGGUGUGGUGUGGGAAAUACAGUUUUUCCUGUUCUCCAGUACAGUCAAGAUAAAAAUUUAUUUGUGUAUUGUUGUGAUUUCUCAGCUACUGCUAUUGACAUACUCAAGGAAAAUCCUGAAUACGACACUUCACGGUGCUGUGCCUUUGUCUGUGAUGUCACUAAUGAUGACUGGAAUCCUCCAUUUGAGGAGAAUUCUCUGGAUAUAAUAGCUUUUAUAUUUGUUUUGUCUGCAAUCAAUCCAGAGAAAAUGCCCCAUGUUGCAAAGAAAGCGUUUGAUUACCUCAAGCCUGGUGGAAUGGUUGUGUUCAGGGACUAUGGGCGUUAUGAUAUGGCCCAACUUCGUUUCAAAAAAGGCCGCUGCCUUGGAGACAACUUUUAUUCAAGGGGAGACGGAACCAGAGUGUAUUUUUUUACCCAAGAGGAAUUGCGAGCACUAUUUCAAGGGGCAGGGUUCAUUGAAGAGCAAAAUUUAGUUGAUAGAAGACUUCAAGUAAACAGAGGAAGACAGCUAACUAUGUAUAGAGUAUGGGUUCAAGCAAAAUAUCGCAAGCCACGUACUGAAAAUACUUAGCUUGGUGUAGUUGGUUUUUUUUUUAAAUAUAAAUUCAUUAAUUAAUUAAAGCCAGUUUAUGCAUUCAGUUGAAACCAGUA
Thrips palmi is the source of this 1213-nucleotide messenger RNA. RefSeq names its product tRNA N(3)-methylcytidine methyltransferase METTL2 (gene Mettl2). The transcript has 7 exons. Lineage: Eukaryota; Metazoa; Arthropoda; Insecta; Thysanoptera; Thripidae. The record is from RefSeq and is a predicted model, not a curated record. Gene Ontology annotation, molecular function: tRNA (cytidine-N3)-methyltransferase activity. The coding region runs from base 156 to 1133 and encodes 325 amino acids.